Molecule: messenger RNA, 2006 nt
Organism: Salmo salar (Atlantic salmon)
Lineage: Eukaryota; Metazoa; Chordata; Actinopteri; Salmoniformes; Salmonidae
Source: RefSeq, a predicted model, not a curated record
GACCACCAUGGAGAGACCAACAAAGACAGUGAGACUGCCAGAGAUCUUAUGAGCUCUGAGGUCAAAGAGGUGGGGGCAUAUGUUCCACAGACAAAGAGAAUGGUACCCCGAUUUGCUGGCAUCGCAGAGGCCUCCAUUGACCUGAGGGAUUCCUCUGUCUCCUUGGAGAGGCCAUUGGUCAGGCCUCGGGAAGCCAUGGCUCGCCUCCCAAACCUGUUCAGCAAGAGUAGCACCCAGCUGGGGGAGCAGAGCUGCACAGGCGAGGGCGAAGACAACACCAAGCUCCUCGGGUUGCCUAAUAUUGGCAACACCUGCUUCAUGAACUCUGCUCUGCAGUGCCUGCUGGGGCUGCCAGCAUUUUGCAGAGACAUCCUGAGACAGCAGGACACCUGGAGUUCCUCCCCCUCCUCUAAACUGCUAUGCUGCUUUGCCGAGUUACAUCAGGCAAGGCUUUCUGGAGGCACUGUCAAUGCUAAGAAAAAGGAAAAGAUGAAAAUCCUUCAAACAGUCAAGCGCUGUCUCUCCGUUGUCAAUGAGGACUAUGAGGACGACGGUGAACAGGAUGCCCAUGAAUGUGUGUUGCUCCUCCUCUUUCAGCUGAAGGAGGAGGGUAUGGCAUUAAAGGGCUCCCCAGAGCCAUACACCUGCCCCGUGAAGCAGUUAGAAUUCAAGCUGAAGACUUUCCGUACCUGCACCAGCUGUGGAGUUAUAGUGUAUGGUCAGGAGGAUUACAAUCACCUGUCACUGAACCUGAGCCAAGACCUGACACACAGCCUGGACCUCUACUUUAAGCCAUCUGCAUUAGAGUGUGCAUGCAGGGUGUGCUCAGGCAGCAUGGCAUCUGUGACUAGGCACUUCCUCACGCUGCCCCGGGUCCUAAUGCUUCAUAUCAAGCGGUUUACUGCAGGCAACUGGGAGCCAGAGAAGGUGGAUGAUCCCAUAUCCAUCCCUGCAGAACUGACCCUCCCAGCCGUAUGUGGGGCGACAGCCCCUGUCCAGCAUGGAGCCAGGGCAAGCUCCAUGGGGAAAAACAACAUGGACAACACACCUGCAAACUCCCCGAAAGGCACCCUUGAUAGACCAGCUUCAAAUUCCUCUGACCAGCUAGAGAAACCAGCUGUUAGUGAGAAAGAGCAGCAGGCAGCCGCUGUGAGACACCAGCCAGACAAUAUCUACAAAUUGUCAAGUGUGAUCUCACAUCUGGGAGACAACAUGUGUACAGGCCACUACAUCAGUGAUGUUUUGGACAGCCGUGGCAGUGGGUGGCUCUGCCUGGAUGACGCACAUGUCUUGAGGACAGAUGAGGCCACUGUGCUGAGGGCAACGGCACAGACUGCCUACAUCCUGUUCUAUGUCUGCAGUGGAGCAGGUGAAGGAGACCAGGCCCCUCACUACUAGGAGAAGCACCAGGAGAACCCAUCGUUAGGGGCACAGCGCUCAGGGACCACCUGGAGUAGCACCUACCGCACACCAAGAAACAUCAGAUUCAUCGAAUUAGGAUGCCCUAGACCACCAUCAAGCUGCCCUAGACCACCAUCAAGCUGCCCUAGACCACCAUCAAGCUGCCCUAGACCACCAUCAAGCUGCCCUAGACCACCAUCAAGCUGCCCUAGACCACCAUCAAGCUGCCCUAGACCACCAUCAAGCUGCCCUAGACCACCAUCAAGCUGCCCUAGACCACCAUCAAGCUGCCCUAGACCACCAUCAAGCUGCCCUAGACCACCAUCAAGCUGCCCUAGACCACCAUCAAGCUGCCCUAGACCACCAUCAGGCUGCCCUAGACCACCAGAAGAAACAGCCUACACCACUGUAGGCUAUCCACUGUUUUAUAUUUAUAUAAACAUCUCACCUACCUAGUGCAAUUCAUUUUCCUUUACUGUACAUGGUAGUUAAUAACUGCACCUACAGUGCAUUCAGAAAGUAUUCAGACCCCUUGACUUUUUCCACAUUUUGUUAAGUUACAGCCUUAUUCUAAAAUGGAUUAAAUUGUUUUUCUUCUUCUCAUC